GGAUGAAGCUCUAGGGUUUUACCUACAUCUCAUAUUUGUUUUCAUGGUAUUAGAGCCCUAGGCGGCGCCAUGGCUACAAACGAAACCCACCAUGAUGCUACUGCAUCUGGUGAAGCUUUAAAUACACAAUACCCUAUGGAAGAUCCAUACUUCCUUCAUGGUUCUGAGAAACCUAGUUCCCUCUUGUUCAGUGAGAAACUCACACUAACAAACUGUAAUGACUGGAGUCGCGCCAUUGUCAAUGCCCUUGCUGCAAAGAACAAGCUGGGUUUCCUCAAUAGCGCCAUUCCUGAGCCUGCAGAAACAUAUCCCAAGAGAAAUGCCUGGGUCAAAAACAACAUCAUGAUCCUCAGCUGGAUACAACAAGUUGUCGAAUCAGAAAUACGAAAGACCAUCCUUUCCAGCAAAUCUGCAGCAGAGGCUUGGAAGAGUUUGCAAACAAGAUAUUGUUCUGGUGACAUUGUCAGAGUUGCAGAAAUUGAAGAAGAACUUUGUAGCUUAAAGCAAGGUACACAGACCAUUACUGAGUACUAUGGAAAGAUUAUUACUUUUCGUGAUGAGCUAGACAAUUACCAGCCUUUGAUUUCUUGUGCUUGUACCACUACAAGUCACAAUACUUGUCAAGCUAUGAAGCUGGUUCAUGAAUAUCAAGAAACCAGCUAUGUCAUUAAGUUUUUACGAGGGUUGAAUGAGAAAUUUUCUGCUGUUAGAUCCCAAGUUUUGUUUGGGGAUGAAUUACCAAACAUUAAUAAGGUUUUUCAACGAAUGCUCCAGCAUGAGAGGCAGUUAUAUGGUACUCAACGAGGCAAGCUAAUUGCUUCCCUCACCACUGAUACCUCUGCUCUGGCCAUCCAAGGUGUUAACAGAAGACCUAAUUCAACUCCAAAAAGGCCGUACUGUGUUUUUUGCAAGAGGGAAGGCCAUACAGAGGAUGUUUGCUUUGUCAAACAUGGCUAUCCACCAGGAAUGUCUACUAGACCCUCUCAUUUGAAUGCAUCAGCCACUGUUAUUGAAUGCACAUUCUGUGGUAAACAUGGACAUCCUGAGGACAAAUAUUUUAAGAAACAUGGUUUCCCUGCAAACUAUGUUCCCAGGACUACUACUUCCUCCUAUGGUAGAGGCAGAGGAUAUGCUCAUUCUAUAGUCACCACUCCAGAUGAUUCUGUUAAACUUACAAAGGCAGAUUAUGACAAGCUAAUGGCUCUGGUUGGGAAAUCUAGGCAGCAUUCUACUCACACUGCUGCUGCUUUCACCACUACUACCACUCCUUCAGGUACAUGUUUCUUAUCAUCACCAAACCACAUCAAUCCCAACCACAGUUUCAUAUGGAUUCUAGACACUGGUGCUUCUGAUCAUAUCGUAUCUUGCCUAGAUUACUUACUGCAUCCUAUACCUUUAUCUGGGGUGUUUAUAACUUUGCCUACUGGUCAACAAAUUCCUGCUACAUACAAACGCACAGUUCAUUGCACUCCUGAGUUAAUACUUAAGGAUGCUCUCUUUGUUUCUGGAUUCAGUUUCAAUUUAGUCUCAGUCAGCAAACUCACUGAUCAGAGUUCACUAAGUUUGACAUUUCACUCCAACCUUUAUGUCAUACAGGACCUGGAGCAGAAGAGAGUGACUGGUUCUGCUAGAUUGACCAAUGUCCUUUACUACCUAGAAGCCCCUAGUAAUCCUAAGAUUAUCACAGUUGCAAGAUCAAACAUUUUUUAUUUAUGACAUUUCAUAUUAGGACACCUGCCCCAUUCUAAAAUUCCUUAUCUCAGCUCUAUUGAAACUCAAAAGGGCUUACCCUGUGAUGUUUGUCACUUUGCAAAGCAAAGGAGACUUUCUUUUCCAUUGAGUCAGAAUGUAACCCAACAUGCUUUUGAACUCCUACAUGUUGAUAUAUAGGGGCCUAAUCCAGUUCCUUCCUAUGAUUCUUACAAGUACUUUCUUACUAUCGUUGAUGAUUUCCCAAGGAUGACUUGGGUCAUCCUACUUCAACUUAAAUCAGAGGCUAGACCAAAAUUGAUUGCCUUUUGCAACCAAAUGCAAAUACAUUUGCAAACAAACAUUAAAAGAAUCUGCAGUGACCAAGGGAAAGAAUUUGACAUGACUGAGUACUAUGAUUCACAGGGAAUUAUUCAUGAAAUGUCCUGUGUUGAGACUCCUCAACAAAUUAAAACAGUAGGAUGGAGAGAAAACACGAGCACAUUCUUGCUGUGGCUAGAGCCCUCAAAUUCCAGGCUGACCUGCCACCUGGUUUCUGGAGUGACUGCAUCUAACAUGCAGUAUUUCUCAUCAAUCGUGUUCCUUCUUCUGUUCUUUACAACAAAACUCCUUAUGAAAAGCUUCACAACAUUUCCCCUGAUCUCAGUGAUUUAAAGGUCUUUGGUUGUUUAUGUUAUGCCUCAACUUUAGCUAAUCACAGAACCAAAUUCCAACAAAGAGCAAGAAAGGGAGUGUUUUUGGGUUACAAACCUGGUAUAAAGGGUUACAAGAUCU
Linum trigynum is the source of this 2484-nucleotide messenger RNA. The record is from the annotation of a GenBank genome assembly. NCBI's taxonomy places the organism in Eukaryota, Viridiplantae, Streptophyta, Magnoliopsida, Malpighiales, Linaceae.